CCGUGUGAUCUGCCCCUGCUGCGGAUCAGUGCAGGACAUUCCCAGCGGCCUCUCUGCCGACUACCCCUGCCUGCCUCCCUGCCCCGGCCCCAGGAGCCCCCCCGGCCGCCCGUCAACAAUGAAAUCUGCCACAGAAGCCGUGGUUUUCCCACAAAUAAAAUGAACAGCAAACCAGGAUGGAAGGCAGGAGUCGUGUUCCUCGCUGCCAUGUUCUGCUUUGGCAUGUUCUGGUAUCUUCACGUGGAGACGUACACACCGCGCAGGUCCUAUGAGCACGCGAGAGAGAUGUGCGUGGCGGGCGAUGUGGCCUCCAAAGCCUCCGUACUGAUCAGCAAUUACUCCAGAGACCACCCCGUCUUCCUGCAGCUCAGCGACUACUUUUGGGUCAAAAACCAGUCAUUAUACGAGCUGCCGUACGGCACAAAGGGAAGCGAGGACUUGCUGAUGAAAUUCCUGGCGCUCACAAACUGUUACCGCGUGCCGCCCGAGAUCGAAAGGUUACGGUGUCGGAGGUGCGUUGUGGUUGGGAACGGGCAUCGUCUCAGAAACAGUUCUCUGGGUGAAACCAUCAAUAAAUACGACGUGGUGAUCAGGCUGAACAACGCGCCCGUUCAUAAAUACGAGAAGGAUGUCGGGAAUAAAACCACCAUGAGGUUCUUCUACCCGGAGUCUGCCGAUUUUGACCCCCAUCUAGACAAUAACCCGCAGUCUCUGAUGGUGCUCGUGCCGUUCAAGCCUCUGGACAUCCAAUGGAUGAAAAUAAUCCUGAAUAACGAGAAGAGGGUGCGGAAAGGUUUUUGGAAAAUGCCGCCGAUUAUUUGGGACGUAAAUCCGCAAAAUACCCGAAUCCUAAAUCCUUAUUACAUGGAGGUGACGGCGACGAACAUUCUGGGCUGCAACAGAAACCAAACCAAGAAAACGAAAGCGAAACCCACCACGGGAAUGUUAGCGAUCACCUUCGCUCUUCACUUCUGCGACCUGGUGCACAUCGCAGGCUUCGGGUACCCGGCUUCCAGCAACAAGAAGCAGCCGAUCCACUACUACGAGAAAGUGACCCUCAAAUCAAUGGCUGUUUCGGGACAUAAUAUCACCCUGGAAGCCAUGGCAAUAAAGAACCUUCUUCAUCACAGAAUCAUCCAGAACCUGACCUACUUCUGAGAGAUCCGGCUUCUUCCCUGUGCGACCCUCCGGGGCAGACGCAGCGCCGGACCCCUCGUUAUCUGGGACGGGUGGGAGAGAAAACUGCGAAGCGACAGAGACAUUUGGUGAUGCGUUGGAGGGGCCGGCUCCCGCGGAGAAGCGUAUCGCGCACGGGGUUAAACCCCAAAUCAAGGGGAGAGGAACGUCGGACGUCGGACGGACCACUAGAUGCCUUUUUCUGGACGUCACUUUUUUAAACUUUGUUUUAUAGAUUGCAUUUUUUUAAAGAGUCAGAAAAUCUAAUAUUUAUUGUAAAGCCUCGGAGCGGAGUUGGGGAUUUGAUUAGUAAAAUUCUAACCUCUGGGUUUCGGCGAUGGAACGCAGCGAUCCGCGUUGCUCUCGCGCCCUGGGUGGGGGGUUUCUGCCGACGGUGGGAAUGUUUCCCUGAGUAUCAGAGGGGCCGGACCCCUCUUGCCGAUGCCAUAUCCUUGUGAGGAACGAUUUAGCGGGUAGAGCCUGAUUAUCGGAGAUAGGCAGACCCUUAUAUAGAGAAAAAUGAUGGGAUUUGAUCAUUUUGCUGCUUCCUUUUGUUUGUUAUUGGUGUUAAUUUGUAAUUGGAGUUGAAAGCGACACAAACAUCCUGUAUUUGAAGACAAA
Molecule: messenger RNA, 1797 nt
Organism: Spea bombifrons (plains spadefoot toad)
Lineage: Eukaryota; Metazoa; Chordata; Amphibia; Anura; Pelobatidae
Gene: ST3GAL4
Product: ST3 beta-galactoside alpha-2,3-sialyltransferase 4
Exons: 11
Coding region: 160-1158 (332 amino acids)
Biological process (GO): glycolipid biosynthetic process
Molecular function (GO): sialyltransferase activity
Source: RefSeq, a predicted model, not a curated record